CGCCGAACGUGUGACGCCUGGGCCGCCGCGGAGCCGGGGAUUAAUGGGAAAAGUUUUGGCAGGAGCUGGAGGGUUCUGCGGAGCCUGCGGGGCGGCGGCGGUGGCGCGGUAGGCAGCUGGGUCAGUCUUGUGUGGUGUUUUGGGCAUGCACGUGGUACUCACACAGUGGCUUCUGCUCACGAACAGAUGAAGACAGAUGCACCAAAGAGGCUGAUGGGAACCACCCUGUAGAAGUCCAUCUUUGUUCAGACCCAGAUGAUGCCAGAGCUAUGACCGGGCCUGCAGGCGUGGUGCCGAGGGGAGAUCAGCCAUGGAGCAGCCACAAGAGGAGGCCCCUGCGGUCCGGGAAGAGGAGGAGAAAGAGGAAGUGGCAGAGGCAGAAGGAGCCCCGGAGCUCAAUGGAGGACCAGAGCAUACACUUCCUUCCAGUAGCUACACAGACCUCUCCCAAAGCUCCUCGCCACCCUCGCUGCUGGACCAGCUACAGAUGGGCUAUGACGGGGCCUCGUGUGGCAGCCUCAACAUGGAGUGCCGGGUGUGUGGGGACAAGGCAUCAGGCUUCCACUAUGGUGUUCAUGCCUGCGAGGGGUGCAAGGGCUUCUUCCGCCGGACGAUCCGCAUGAAGCUAGAAUAUGAGAAAUGUGAGCGGAGCUGCAAGAUUCAGAAGAAGAACCGCAACAAGUGCCAGUACUGCCGCUUCCAGAAAUGCCUGGCGCUGGGCAUGUCACACAACGCCAUCCGCUUUGGCCGAAUGCCAGAGGCUGAGAAGAGAAAACUGGUGGCAGGGCUGACGGCAAGCGAGGGAAGCCAGCACAACCCACAGGUAGCUGAUCUGAAGGCUUUCUCCAAGCACAUCUAUAACGCCUACCUGAAAAACUUCAACAUGACCAAAAAGAAGGCCCGCAGUAUCCUCACCGGCAAAGCCAGCCACACGGCGCCCUUUGUGAUCCACGACAUCGAGACAUUGUGGCAGGCAGAGAAGGGCCUUGUGUGGAAGCAGCUGGUGAAUGGCCUGCCACCCUACAAGGAGAUCAGCGUGCAUGUCUUCUACCGCUGCCAGUGCACCACAGUGGAAACCGUGCGGGAGCUCACUGAGUUUGCCAAGAGCAUCCCCAGCUUCAGCAGCCUCUUCCUCAAUGACCAGGUGACCCUUCUCAAGUAUGGUGUGCACGAGGCCAUCUUUGCCAUGCUAGCUUCCAUUGUCAACAAGGAUGGGCUGCUGGUGGCCAAUGGCAGUGGCUUUGUCACUCGUGAGUUCCUACGAAGCCUUCGCAAGCCCUUCAGUGACAUCAUUGAGCCCAAGUUCGAGUUUGCUGUCAAGUUCAAUGCCCUGGAACUUGAUGACAGUGAUCUGGCCCUGUUCAUCGCGGCCAUAAUUCUAUGUGGAGACCGGCCAGGCCUCAUGAAUGUGCCACAGGUGGAGGCCAUCCAGGACACCAUCCUGCGUGCCCUUGAGUUCCACCUGCAGGCCAACCACCCUGAUGCCCAGUACCUCUUCCCCAAACUGCUGCAGAAGAUGGCUGACCUGCGGCAGCUGGUCACCGAGCAUGCCCAGAUGAUGCAGCGGAUCAAAAAGACAGAGACUGAGACCUCGCUGCACCCCCUGCUCCAGGAGAUCUAUAAGGACAUGUACUGAGAGACAGUGCCCAAGUCUCCCUGCAGGCUCCAGUGGGGCUAGAGUGGGGGGCCCCCCCAUGUGACUUUUCUAUUGAUCAGCCCGCAGGCACAAGACCCGGCCUAGAGCGACAGAAUCACUCACUCAUGCUCAGGCGGCCUCUGGCUCCCUGUGUUCCCUUUCUCCCCCUCCCAUACUCCAACUCUUCCUGUCUUUGUGGUCUCCCUCUUUCUCAGUUCCGCUUUCUCUUCUGAUUUCCCUUGCUCUUUUUCUUCCCUUUUCUAUAGUUUCCUACUUUCUUAUUCCCUUGCCCUCCCUUUCUCUUUUCCCAUCCCACAUCUGUCCCUCUUUCUCAUUCUGUGAGACAUUUGUAUUAUUUCACCAGCAGCAUAGAACAGGACCUCUGCUUUUGUGCACCCUUUCCCCAGAAGCAGAAGGGAGCAGGGCCUGCCAUCUGCCUGUCACUGAACCUGCAGUCUUAGGGCCUCACUCUGUCUCCUGUCUUCAGAGCAAAAGACUUGAGCCAUCCAAAGAAACACUAAGUUCUCUUGGCCUGGUGUCCCAGGGACUGCAGCAACAGCCUGUACUCCGGGAUCCCUGCUGUGAAGGACAGUGAGCAGGGCCUGGGCUGAGAGCUGACACCUCCCCCAGAUUUUCACUGCCCCUCUAAGGCUGCCCCACCCCCCACCUGACCUAACCAGCCCUACUGUAGCAGCACACCCCAGGCCCGCUGACACCCAGCAUCCUUCCGUUCUUCUCACUGGUUUUCCAGGCCAGUGUCACUGAUGGCCCCAUGCGCUGGCCGCUGCAGGGUACUCCCCCAGCCUGGAAGGAGGCCGGGUCCCCUCCAGGUGGGGAGACCCUGCGCCCUCUUGAAGUGGAGCAAGUCUCAAGGGAAGUAGGUAGAGAUUAGUGGUGGAAGAAGCAGCACACUUAAC
Nycticebus coucang (slow loris) is the source of this 2553-nucleotide messenger RNA. It is a transcript of the gene PPARD, whose product is annotated as peroxisome proliferator activated receptor delta. Gene Ontology annotation, biological process: negative regulation of inflammatory response; negative regulation of transcription by RNA polymerase II; cell differentiation. Gene Ontology annotation, molecular function: RNA polymerase II cis-regulatory region sequence-specific DNA binding; nuclear receptor activity; zinc ion binding. The record is from RefSeq and is a predicted model, not a curated record. The transcript is spliced from 8 exons. Gene Ontology annotation, cellular component: nucleus. Lineage: Eukaryota; Metazoa; Chordata; Mammalia; Primates; Lorisidae. Bases 311 to 1636 code for a protein of 441 amino acids.